Astyanax mexicanus (Mexican tetra) is the source of this 899-nucleotide messenger RNA. Its product is annotated as cytochrome b-c1 complex subunit Rieske, mitochondrial. The transcript is spliced from 2 exons. Gene Ontology annotation, molecular function: 2 iron, 2 sulfur cluster binding; quinol-cytochrome-c reductase activity. The record is from RefSeq and is a predicted model, not a curated record. The coding region runs from base 66 to 827 and encodes 253 amino acids. NCBI's taxonomy places the organism in Eukaryota, Metazoa, Chordata, Actinopteri, Characiformes, Acestrorhamphidae. Gene Ontology annotation, cellular component: membrane. Gene Ontology annotation, biological process: mitochondrial electron transport, ubiquinol to cytochrome c.
GUGUGUCUGUGGAAGGCCCUCUGAAGGGUCGCAGUGACCGGAUUUGCUGUAGCUCUGCCGGAGAAAUGGCGACUUUAGCUGGGUGCCGGGGACUGCUCUCCCCGUCCCUGAACCCCGCCAGGCUCCUCCUGUCCCGGCAGGCUAGAGCUGCGGUGACCGGAGCUAUGAGCCUGGGACAGGCGGCGGCGAGCCCCGGAGAGAAGAGCCAGAGCGCAGGGAUUCUUGGUGUGCGUUUGGCCCACACUGAUAUCAGUAUUCCUGACUUCUCUGACUAUCGCCGCCCUGAUGUCCAGGACCCCAAGAAGUCUGCUCAAGACAGCAGUGAAACUCGGAAGGUUUUCUCCUACUUGGUCACAGGGUCCACUGCUGUGGUUGGGGUGUAUACAGCUAAGACAGUGGUCACUCAGUUUGUGUCUUCCAUGAGUGCUUCAGCAGAUGUCCUGGCAUUGUCCAAAAUUGAGAUCAAGUUGAGUGAUAUUCCAGAAGGAAAGAACAUGACCUUCAAGUGGAGAGGCAAGCCCCUGUUCGUCCGCCACAGAACUGAUAAGGAAAUUGCAGCUGAGGCUAGCGUGGACUUGUCAGAGCUUAGGGACCCUCAGCACGACAAAGACCGUGUCACCAAUCCUUCAUGGGUUAUUGUCAUUGGUGUGUGCACUCAUCUAGGCUGUGUUCCUAUUGCAAAUGCCGGCGAAUACGGUGGGUACUACUGCCCGUGUCACGGGUCACAUUAUGAUGCGUCAGGCAGAAUUAGGAAGGGCCCUGCUCCCCUGAACCUGGAGGUGCCUUAUUAUGAGUUUGCUGAUGACAACACAGUGAUUGUUGGAUAGAUGUGGACUUUCUUUAACUGAUCUUAUGUGUCUCGUCAAAAUAUGUAAUAAAUAUUAAUUAAACCUCCCAAA